CUACACAUGUUUGUAUAAUUGUAUCAUUUAUUUACAUUCAUAUCUGAUCCAGAUUUAUAUAAAAAGAGGCUGCUCGACAGUUUGUGGCAAGCAAUCAGAUUUACAAAAUGAAGUAUUUUUCUGUUGCCAUAUUUUUCAUUGCACUGACUUAUGCUAGCUGUGCUCAGUUUGGAUAUGAAGGCUAUAGAGUGGAAGAGAGUGAAGACUUCUUUAGUGAUAUUAUGGGUGAUGACCUCACUGUUGGAGCUUUAGUUCCUUUAUCAGGACAUGCCAGUCAUGUUGGCAGGAUUGUUCGAGCAAGUUUCAUGAAGUCUUCUCAAGACUUAAGCCGCUCUUGUAAGGGAUCCUGCAGAGCACCUCGAGUUAGGAGCUAUAAUACUCAUUCAAAUCCUGCUUCAGCUGUGCAAGGUUUCAAGGAGAUGUAUGAAGAAGGAGUAAGGGUAUUCAUUGGUCUUGUCACCAGUGCUGAGGCUGAAGCUGUUGCAAAACAUGCCUCAAUGUAUGCAAAAGAUGCCAUACUGAUCAGUCCAACCAGCACUGCCACUAAUCUCUGCAAAUACAAACAACUCUAUAGACUUUCUAUGGAUGACCGUGGCUAUGCUCAAGUACUUUUUGACUUGGCAUUUGAUGCUAAGACAAAGAAUGCAAGAGAGCUUCCAAUUCAAAUGGUACUACGUAACGAUGCUCACGGAAAAGGACUUUUCAAUGAUGUACAUCAAAAAUUUGAAAACAAAGAUGGCUUUAAAGUCCUCAAUCCUAUUUUUUAUGACACUGAUCAAGUCUUGACAAGUUCACAUUUUGGGCAGUUAGUGAAUCACCUUAAUGCUUCAUUAGCAAGGCAUGAGAGGUCAAUGAUAGUCUUUUCUGGAUACGGUGAAGUUGAGGGUAUAAUUCAAACUGCAGCUAAAAAUCCUAAUCUACUACGUCAUCUCUGGCUUCUCUCUGACUCCCUCACUCUCUCAAAAAUUGAAACGCCACAAAAUGUUGACAUCUUUGGACUUAGUUUUGCUGGAAAUUAUGACAGUGAGUCUGAUACAAAGAAAGAAGAACACAAAUUGCGCCAUUACCUCUGUUCCAAAGGACUACCACUAACAAAGCAUGCACUGCUAGCUUAUGAUGCUAUUAUUGUUGCACACAAUUACUUAAUAAGGAAAUCUUUCUCUUCAUUUCAAGAUGGCAAAACAUUCACUGGUGCUAUAAAAUUUAGCAGCUGCAAUGAGAGGGCUUCUGGAUCGUACGCUUUUGCCAUAGCACCAAGAGAAAAGAAAAUUGACAACCUGUUGGUUAAGGUUAUAAUGAACAAGUGGAUCAUUCGUUCGUAUUACAAUGUGAAACAAAAUGAACGGGAAAUACUUGCAUCACAAUACGAGGAACUUAAUAAUGAAGCAAAGAUUGAAGCAGACCUCCAGAGCAGCACAAAGAAAAGUAUUACUGCCACUGAUCCACCUGUCAUUGAGAUAAAGAAGAAAGACCUGCUAGAGGUACUUGUAGACAUUGGUGACAAGCGAUGCACUCAGACUGCCCAGCUGACCACUACCUCAAUAGAAGUACUGGAUAAAACGUGCUCUCAAACCAAACUCAGCUACAAAGUGAUGGAAAUGCCAGAAGCUAUAAUAUUCUCCGAUCAACUUGGUUUCAGUAUGGAAGUUACAUGUAGCUCUGCUAAUUACGUGCACACACUCACUCGUGUGUGCCCUUCUUCUAAAUCUCCUGAUACUGAGCUAGUUUGCACUGAUAAGGUAUCCUCAAAAGCUAUUGGGAAGGUUGAAGUUGAGGAUGCAUGUACUGGUAGCAAGAUUGGCACAGGAGUGUGUUAUACUGGAGCUGCUGGGUGUUGGGUCAGUACAUUCUUUACAUGGGGAGUAACUGCACCAGCUUGCUCUGCUGCUACUGCUGGUUGUAGUGCAGUGAGUGCUGGUAGCUACCUUGCAUGCAACUAGUUCUAUUGCUAUUGCAGUUAAGUGGGCUCAAAUUUUAAAGGACAAGGACAAGGACAAUUGUUGUUUGUAAAUUUAUAGGCUUUUAUUUUUAUUAGUUUUGACUAGAGUAGCAUUUUGUAUCAGCUAGAGUAGUUUUUGUUCAAUUUAGCAAAU
Messenger RNA from Amphimedon queenslandica, 2093 nucleotides. RefSeq lists its product as uncharacterized. The record is from RefSeq and is a predicted model, not a curated record. The transcript has 2 exons. Lineage: Eukaryota; Metazoa; Porifera; Demospongiae; Haplosclerida; Niphatidae. The coding region runs from base 108 to 1940 and encodes 610 amino acids.